Messenger RNA from Anopheles merus, 1369 nucleotides. Its product is annotated as coenzyme Q-binding protein COQ10, mitochondrial. The record is from RefSeq and is a predicted model, not a curated record. The coding region runs from base 157 to 771 and encodes 204 amino acids. Gene Ontology annotation, biological process: cellular respiration; ubiquinone biosynthetic process. Gene Ontology annotation, cellular component: mitochondrion. NCBI's taxonomy places the organism in Eukaryota, Metazoa, Arthropoda, Insecta, Diptera, Culicidae. Gene Ontology annotation, molecular function: ubiquinone binding. The transcript has 3 exons.
UGAUUAGUUCAGUCGCGAAUAAAGAGACACAACACUAAAUACUCAACGUUACGCAAAUCUCUAAAUCUUUGGCCCCGUGUGCAGCUGGCCGCUGCGGAGUAAAGUGUGCUUUUGGGUAAAUUCACGUGCGUCCUUGUUUUCCGUGCCCCGUUUGCAAUGUCGGUGAAAAUUGUGGCCAACGCCAAGCGUAUGCUACUGUCGAAAAACCUGGCGCAAUCUCAGCGAACCCCUCUGCUAUACUCAACGUACAGGGGAAUUUUCGAUUUCACACCAAUAACGAAAACGCGACGUGAAUUUACCCAGAAGAAGCUUGUAGGGUACUCGAUGCAUCAGCUCUACUCCGUAGUUGCCGACGUUGAAAAAUACAACACAUUUGUGCCAUUUUGUAAAAAAUCCUUCGUGUACGACCGGAAACCGGGCUCCCUGAAGGCGGACCUUAUUAUCGGCUUUCCGCCGCUGAACGAAAGCUACACCUCGAACGUACAGCUCAUCAAGCCCUCGCUCGUCCGGGCAGAGUGUGUUGAUGGGCGCCUGUUCAACUACCUGUUGACCGCGUGGCAGUUCAGCCCGGGGUUGAAGGACAUACCGCAAUCGUGCGUGAUCGAUUUCAUGGUAUCGUUCGAGUUCAAAUCGUUGCUACAUUCGCAACUUUCGAACCUGUUCUUCGACCAGCUGGUAAAGCAGAUGGAAUACGCGUUCAUACAGGAAGCCGAACAGCGGUUCGGUCCACCGGCCAUCAAGAGCCACGUGCUGGUAUCCAACCAAUCCUGACCCAAGCAACGCGACACGAAUGGCAAAGAGCGUAAGACUUAGGUAGGAAAUUAGGUAACACAACUGAUCGGAGUCGGAUUUGCGGGAUAUGAUGUAAAAAAGCACGCGCUCUUGUUGGGCCUGCUCGUGGACAGUAUUUCCCCCAUACCUUAACCCACGAUUGACGGCCAACGACAAGCGACGGACUGCAGAAGGAUUUAAAGGACAGAGGACAUAUAUAUUUUUGUUUUCGUUUUUGUUCCCUUAAACAAAUAGCUUUAUUAGGUAGCGCGAACGAACGAUUGCACACGACACGAAUGGGACAACUUGUUCAGAAUUGAUUGGAGGCAAAGCAUUUUUGAUAUUAAUUAUUAUUUUGCUGGAUGUGAAUGAUUGCCCUGUAAAUAUUCAUCAGAUCAAAUCCCCCACCAACAAUUAACAUUACAUAUUUAUUUUGAUCCCUCUCUCUCUCCGCCGAGUGGCAGAGACACCAAAAGGCUAAGGAGUGAAUCCUGUUCCCUUCCCGUUUUCCAACAUCAAAUAUGUUUGUAGCUGAAUUUGUACAGAUUAUUUAAGAACAAGUGAUAUUCAGAAAAAUACGCUUCACAUUCAAAGAUAA